CAAAGUGCGAUGUUUGUUUGUUUGGUGUGGUAAAAAUAACCGUAAAUAAAGAGUGAAAUCAUCGAUUGUCCUUUCAUUGUUACGCCGAACCCGAUUUCCUCCUAAAUCUCAGCAUCUUCCAAUCUUCUCAUAUAGAGAGAGAGGAUCGAGAGAGAUUACCUUCAGAAUCGAAUCCUUUGCAGACGAAAAACCACCGAUUUGUUUUAGGACACUUGGGUUACCCUGCUGCUUAACAAACAGCAUAGUGCUUUACUUAUUUUAUAUGCUGUAUUUGGUUUUGUUCAGAAAAAGUGAUCUUCAAGUUAAAAAGUUCAGCCCUCAAUUAGUAACAAAGUAGAUUUUCAACCCGCUGCUAAUAAAGAUUGAUCUCUUUCGCUGCUUUACACAGUUUUAGUGCAAGAUGGCUGGUGUAAAGCGAAAAUUAAGUCCCGAUUCAGAUCCUCAUGCUCUUCACAAAUUACUCGAUGAGGUCUCAUGUCCUGUUUGCAUGGAUCAUCCACAUAAUGCUGUUCUACUGCUCUGCUCCUCUCACGACAAAGGUUGCAGGUCUUACAUCUGUGACACCAGUUACCGUCACUCCAAUUGCCUCGACAGGUUCAAGAAACUUCACUCCGAACCCCCAACUGAUCCCAAUCCCCAGCCAAGGGCAAACAUAAACGAACCUCAAAGCACCUUUCACCACCGUGUGCCUGGAGUCCCUGUUAUGGAUUCUGAGUCCCAAGCAGAGGAAACCACGAAUUUGAAGUGUCCUCUUUGCCGUGGUACUGUUUUAGGAUUUAAGGUUGUAGAAGAAGUGAGAAGCUACCUCGACAUGAAGAACCGAAGCUGCUCACGAGAGUCUUGCUCAUUUACGGGUAACUACCAGGAUCUGCGCCGACACGCAAGAAGGAUACACCCAACAUCUCGCCCUUCAGACACUGAUCCAACGAGAGAGAGAGCUUGGAGACGCCUCGAGAACCAGAGAGAGUAUGGAGAUAUAGUCAGUGCAAUACGCUCUGCCAUGCCCGGUGCUGUGGUUGUAGGAGACUACGUUAUAGAAAACGGAGAUAGGUUCCCUGGUGAGAGGGAAGCAGGAAAUGGAGGAGGCGGCAGCAGCAGCGACAUUUGGACCACUUUCGUAUUGUUUCAGAUGAUUGGGUCUCUUGAGAAUAACGGAGGGUCUAGUGGUGGUGGUAAUGGCAGUGGUAAUGGUGGUGGAUCAAGAUCUCACAGGUCAAGAGCGUGGAGGAGCACUCAUCGUCGUUCUUCUUCAGAUAGGCGAUAUCUAUGGGGAGAGAACUUAUUGGGUCUACAGGAUGAAGACAAUGAUGAUAAUGAUCAAGGGUUGCGUUUACAGAACGAAACAGGUGAUGGUUCCAAUCAUGUUCCAAGAAGAAGACGGAGGUUUGGUCGUCCAAGAUCAAGCGGAAACCAUCCGCGAUAAAAGCCAUUGUCUCGGUGCCAUCUCUCGGGUCAGAACCAGACCGAUGCAAAGGGAAAGGUUUUGCUGAAAUCCCCCGAGAGCUGUAGGAUUUGUUUGAUGUUUAUGUAAAUGUCAUUUUGUGAGCUUCGUUAAGUCGCUCAUUGUACGCUGAAGUAUGGUUUUUAUGCAAUGUCUUUUUAUUAAUUGUUACACAUUGAAAACAUGUUUGUUUUGUGUUUUAUUGUGUUAUUGACAUCAAAGCUUCUAUAUCGAUAUGAUAAAA
Eruca vesicaria subsp. sativa (arugula) is the source of this 1685-nucleotide messenger RNA. NCBI's taxonomy places the organism in Eukaryota, Viridiplantae, Streptophyta, Magnoliopsida, Brassicales, Brassicaceae. The record is from the annotation of a GenBank genome assembly.